AUGAUAAACGGAGCAAUUCCACUCUAUCCGAAGAGGUGGACGAGGCACCCGACGAGGCAAUUUUAUUACGCAACCAGGAGAGAGAUGCUAUGCAAAGGACCACUUGGAGUGAGAGACCAAGCAAUGCUACCGGAAAGAUCGACCAAUAAUAUUACACAACAAGGUGAUGGUAGAAAUCCUGCAUUGGUAACAAUAUUAUUGGAUGGAUAUCGAUACGAUUAUCUCGAAAAGGCCAAAGAAUUGGACUUAACCGGAUUCGGUGCUAUAUUAGACAAUGGUGUGAAGGCGGACUACUUGAUACCAACAUAUCCAACAGAAUCUUAUCCAAACUACUACAGUCUGAUGACAGGACUUUAUUGUGAAUCACAUGGUAUGAUUGGAAACUAUAUGUACGAUGAGAUACACAAUACAUCAUUUCUUAUCGGGACAAACCCUGAGCAGAAUGCCUCCUAUUUCUGGGACGACGGCGACCCUCUGUGGAUCACUGCCAAACGACAGGGGUUAAAAUCAGUGAUGCACUACUGGCCAGGGUGCGAAGUAGAGAUAAGAGGGUUAAGACCAGACUACUGCGCUCCCUAUAACGGGGUUCCAAACAAGACAAUGAUGGAGAUAGCCAUUGACAGAACUGUCGAGGAACUAUCAAAUGGGGUUGCAUAUGCAGGUAUUUACUACGAGGCAUCGGACAAGAAAGGCCACAUCUAUGGUCCGGAUAGUCCAGUGAUUCUGAAUGUCACGAGGGAGGUUGAUGACCUCUUGCUUCAGCUACAUAAUAAACUCGAAGACAACAAUCUCAUAGACUCCACUAAUAUCAUGAUCUUCUCUGACCAUGGUAUGGUGGCCAUAGAUCCUUUACAGAGAGUGCUGAAUGUCUCCGUCAAUAUGGAGAACAUCGAAAGAAGCUUUAAGAGUUCUAUAUACUCACAGAUAUGGCCGAAGGAGAACAUGACCUCAAAGGUGUAUGAUGAACUAAUCGCUCUUAAAGACACGUUAGGACACUUUAAUGUGUACCUGAAGGCAGACUUACCCGAGAGAUGGCACUUGAAGAACCACUAUAGAGUGGCACCUAUUGUAUUGCUACCUGAUGAGGGAUACAUCAUACAGCUUCCGGACGCCAAGGUAAAUACAAACUUAGGCGGACAUGGAUACGACAAUAAUGUACGAGACAUGAGAGCCACCUUUAUUAUAAGUGGACCUGGUGUCAAAAAGAAAUCAACCCAUAAAGCGAUCAGCGCUGUGGAACUGUACCAGUUAAUGUGCCACAUCUUGAACAUCGAUGCGUCUCCACACAACGGCACCUGGGCAAAUGUGAAAGGAAUGUUAACCCAGGCAUCGGGAGCCCACACAUUUUUGUUCUGCAAUACGAUGACAUUAACAAUGAUCAUAUGGACAACAAUGGAGUUCCUCUAUCAUUAUUUAUAGCGACCCAACUUCAAAUAAAUACAGGUUGGGGCAUAGGUAACACAAACAAAUCUUAAUUACUCACUACUCAGUCAUCCGUUUGUUUGGGUUACCUUUUUUCUCACCAUGUUUACGUAAGACCUAGUCUUGUUAAAAGUUCUGUGUAGUAGUCCAAUUUGAAUAAUGGCAAAGAUGGAAGCCAGAUUUUUCACACACAAAAUAGCAUAAUUUUGAAGUCAUUCAUAUGUUCAUAAAACUAAAUGAGCCAGUGCCGUGGAGAAUAAGACUUGAUUUUUGAUAAUUUAUGAUGGCGAUACAUAUAUACAUGUAUACUCGUACAUACUCGAAUAUACGAAAAAGGAAUAAACUAGUUUGUAAGAUAGAUAUAUUUAAAUAUAUGUUUAACAAUGCAUUUAACUGUAUG
Owenia fusiformis is the source of this 1822-nucleotide messenger RNA. Lineage: Eukaryota; Metazoa; Annelida; Polychaeta; Sabellida; Oweniidae. The record is from the annotation of a GenBank genome assembly.